Messenger RNA from Trematosphaeria pertusa, 1048 nucleotides. Its product is annotated as ankyrin. The record is from RefSeq and is a predicted model, not a curated record. Gene Ontology annotation, molecular function: protein binding. Lineage: Eukaryota; Fungi; Ascomycota; Dothideomycetes; Pleosporales; Trematosphaeriaceae. The transcript has a single exon. The coding region runs from base 168 to 920 and encodes 250 amino acids.
GAGUCUGAGCUCAAAAAGGACGCAUCGCAUAUCAACAGCAGAGAUUCGACCUCAAGAACAGCACUGUGCUGGGCAAUCGCACGGGAAGAUUUGGAGGCAGCCAAGUUACUUAUCCGCUAUGGCGCAGAUCCAGACAUAGGAAAUCCCUUAUCAAUCGCCCUCGACCCAUGGCAUUCAACGCCCGACUCCACGCAGGUUCUGCUCGACGCAAACGCCGAUGUCAGUCAAGGAGAUCCGCUGCGCAGAACAGCGCCGCAUUUGAUCGCACGCAAUCACAACGACACCAGUUUCGUCAGUGCCAUCCUUGCGCGGCAUCCCGAUCUCAACAAGAUAAUUACAGUCAAACUCCCCUUCACGAAGCAUGCUUCCGUACGCACGACAACAUAGUCAAAGCUUUACUAGACGCCGGCGCCGACGUGAACGCUGCUGGAAUGCAAAAUUACACUCCUAUUCAAGCGGCGAUUCGCAAUCGAUUCGCUAGAGAUACUCCCUCGGAAGAUCCAAGCGUCGCGUCUGAGUCACAUCGUCGACUCUACUCCAUCAUCGAGCUUCUUCUCGCCGCGGACCCAGAUUGGCGCGUUUGCGCGAUCCUCGGGAAUCCCAUUCUGCAUUUUCUAGCGGAGUUUGCAGACGUGCAUACGAUCCGGCUCUUCCAAGGAGCGAGGCUGACGGGAAUUGAUAUUAACUCCCGGACUGCGCACGGGGAAACCGCGCUUCAGGUCCUCGCAAAGCGGGAAGAUGUCGCUCCUGGGUUGUUCAGGAAUUUGGCAAAUUGUGUGAGAUUGCUGGGGAGGGUGACGCACAGGACGUGUUGGCCACCACGGGCACACAAGAGAUGGGUGAGGAGGUGUUGCAGAGUGACAUCGACGACGCAGGUGAAGAUGUGUAUGAAGAUGCAGUCGAGUUUAUUGGUUCAUUGAAAGACCCGUUCUGAGCGACCGUUAUCCAAUGCAUUUUCAUACCUAGGUACUCAUGUCAGCCUUCUUGGCCAAACAAACUGAAUGGUAUCGUGCACUGUAAUGCCCGGUUCACCAAGCCAAUAAAUGAC